AUGAAAGAAAGGGCAGGCCAACCCGACAUUGUCUGGGGCAUGUUUGGAGGCAACAACGCGUUCUUCGGAGCUAUUGCAAGGGCUUGUAUCUACCAGCCCAUUUUACUAGAACACCCCUUUGGUUGGGGUCCACCUUGGGAUGAGGACUCUGAUGGAACGGGCUUGUGCAAGAAAAAUAUCCAGCAAGCGGAAAACUUUCUUAACGAUCCGAAUGGCAUUCGCAAAGAAUUUGCGAGGGCCUUGAACGAUAUCAUCACGGUUGCCCAAGAUACGCAGGCCUUGAAUCAACCCUUCGACCUUUACGUUAGCUCAUAUGUUCAUUUCUUCGAUAACACCACCGAUGCCUGUGACCAGUGGAGUUUUGCCCACGAUCGCCUAAGCACUGGCAAGCCAAAACUCGUUAAGGAACUCAGGACGAUUAUCAAUGAUAAGGUUCAGCAGUUAAAUGAUAUCCAGGCUGACGUGAUCAAGAACUACGAGAUACCCCCUCGUACUCCAUUCAACCCGAAUUUUCGAGUUCACAACUCCCAACCCGAUAGCAUCUUUAACGGGCACCGUUUCUGCGAGCCGAAUCACACGUUCGAGGAUCAGUAUUACAACCAGGACGUCUGGCUUUGGAACCUGCAGUACUAUGACGAGAAAACGGGGGAAGAACAGGGUGUGACAACAACAAACAACGGCGUUGAGUUUAUGGCACCCCCAGCUAGCCUCGAUGCAACACACGGGUUUCAAACGGUGCUAGGGGCGGAUACCAACCCCAUUGCUAGCAUCCCACAGGGCAAUGACGCCAAUACCCAGCAAUAUGGGUUUGGCUGGACUGCUCGGCCUUUCCAUCCCAAGUUUGGCGGCCACACAGCUCUCAAAGACUUUUUCAUCCAGCAAAUGAGGAAUGAUCAGAUUCCCGGCGUCAAGCCAGCAGUAUCACCCCCUUCGCAAGGUCCUCCAACAUCUCCAUCAACUCCUCAGGGAGUGCUCGUGUGCAACGGGCUGGGGAGUAGCAAGUAUGUUACCCGCGAUAUCGUCAAAGAUAGCAUCCAGAACAGCUUCUGCCCAGAUGCUGUUAUCAAAGGGCCAAUCCAAGAAAGAUACAAUCAAGGCACUCCAGAAGAGGUGGUCAUUACAUUACAGGGUCCGAAUGGGUUCAAGCCAAGUAGCGAUGACUGCACAAAGUAUCUUCUGGCCGUUAUAACAGAUGGCUGUGAUAGCAACAGCCCCCAAAACCCCGCAAACUACAAGGGGGUUGGUAUUGAAACAAUCGGCGAUAUUGCGUAUACGAUUCAGCCUCAAGCCCUUAGACAACCGGUAGUUAAGGCCAUACAGUAUGGAUGUGAUUCAAGCUACAAGGCACAAUUUAACGAAUAUACGGUCUGGGGCCAUGGGUAA
Messenger RNA from Hyaloscypha bicolor E, 1383 nucleotides. RefSeq lists its product as uncharacterized. Lineage: Eukaryota; Fungi; Ascomycota; Leotiomycetes; Helotiales; Hyaloscyphaceae. The coding region runs from base 1 to 1383 and encodes 460 amino acids. The transcript has a single exon. Gene Ontology annotation, molecular function: triacylglycerol lipase activity. The record is from RefSeq and is a predicted model, not a curated record. Gene Ontology annotation, biological process: triglyceride catabolic process.